This is a messenger RNA of Chenopodium quinoa (quinoa), 582 nucleotides long. RefSeq names its product peptidyl-prolyl cis-trans isomerase CPR6-like. Bases 1 to 582 code for a protein of 193 amino acids. Lineage: Eukaryota; Viridiplantae; Streptophyta; Magnoliopsida; Caryophyllales; Amaranthaceae. The record is from RefSeq and is a predicted model, not a curated record. The transcript has 2 exons. Gene Ontology annotation, molecular function: protein binding.
AUGGGGCUAAGUAUGAUAGAGGGGCUAAAAUUUCUAUAUUUUGGGUUAACAAGGGAUGAGGAUGAGGAUGAUAAUGUUAUGCUAUGGAAUCUUGUUAUUGCACUGGAAUUAAAUCUAACAACUUGUGCUCUAAAGGUUCGUGACUAUGACCAAACUAUGGAGCUUUGUUCCAUCUCCUUAGUCAUCAUGCUUGAUAGUAGUAAUGCCAAAGCUCUUUAUAGAAGGGCCCUAGCUAAAAUCAAGCUCCACCACUUGGAAGAAGCUUAUAAGGACCUUAGCAAGGCAGACAAGGUCGAGCUUAAUAACCAUGACAUUCUCCGUGAGCUGGACAAAGUGAAGGGCCUAAGCUACAAGGCUAGCAAGUUCAAUGGCAAGAGGGUGAACCAUGUUAUUUGGUCUGGUAAGCCCAUCACUACUGUUGUUAAGAAGAAAGAUGAGACUAUUUCUCCAUGUCUAAAUGAUAACAACGACGUGGCUUCGAGCAUUGAGGAGGGGAGUGAAGUUCUUGCAAGAGACUAUCAUACCACUGAUAUUACUAAAGUGGUUUCAAUAGGAUCUAAUGAAGAUGAUCCCAGGCCAUGA